AUGAGUUGCUGGCUGCCCUCCCCUACCUAUAUCCUGGACAAAGAGUUGGCCUUGAAGGGAAUUGCCUACGCCCCCAAUGUUCUCGAGGCCGAGGGAAUUACCCUCUUCACCCGCUACGACCUAGACAACUACUACCUUGGCCCUCCGAUUUUCAAGGACAUCUGGGCUAGGCCCAACCUUCGCUCUGCGGCGAUCCUCGGCCACCCCAUCCACCUUGUCAACGCAAUCCUGGUCUGCGGCCUUUCCUAG
Molecule: messenger RNA, 249 nt
Organism: Geosmithia morbida
Lineage: Eukaryota; Fungi; Ascomycota; Sordariomycetes; Hypocreales; Bionectriaceae
Product: 6-methylsalicylate decarboxylase
Exons: 2
Coding region: 1-249 (82 amino acids)
Source: RefSeq, a predicted model, not a curated record